AUGGCCAAGUGGGGCCAGGGCGACCCGCGCUGGAUCGUGGAGGAGCGGGAGGAUGGCACCAACGUGAACAACUGGCACUGGACCGAGCGGGACGCCACCAGCUGGUCCAAGGGGAAGCUGCGAGAGUCCCUGGUGGGCAUCGUGGUGGAGAACGAGGCCGGUCGCUGCCAGAUCAGUGACCUGAAGCAGGUGGAAGGCGAGGCUUCCUGCAGCAGCCGCAAAGGGAAGCUGAUUUUCUUCUACGAGUGGAACAUCAAACUGACCUGGAAAGGUAUAAUUAAAGAAUCUGGUGCGAAGCACAAAGGAUUGAUUGAAAUACCCAACCUUUCUGAAGAAAAUGAAGUAGAGGACACUGAGGUGAAUGUGAGUAAAAAGAAAGGAGAUGGGGAUGUACUGAAGGAUCUUAUGAAAACUGCAGGCACCGCCAAGGUCAGGGAGGCCCUCGGAGAUUACCUGAAGGCACUUAAGACGGAAUUUACAAUGGGAAUGAUUUUACCAACAAAAGCAGCUGCCACCCAGGAAUUGACUAUUAAAAGGAAACUGAGUGAGAACACAUUGCAGGCGCCACUGGGUGUCAGGAUCCCCACUGUGGCGCUGCAUAUGACGGAGCUGUUCGACGCAGGCGUAGAGCGGCUGUACAGCAUCUUCACUGUGAAAGAGCUGGUGCAAAAAUUUUCUAAAUCUCCUGCCAUAUUAGAAGCUGAAAAGGGAGGGAAAUUCCAAAUGUUUGAUGGGAAUGUCACCGGUGAAUACAUAGAACUGUUAACAAAUGAAAAGAUUGUCAUGAAAUGGAGAUGUAGGAGCUGGCCAGAAGAACACUAUGCAACAGUUGUACUGAAUUUUGUGCCUACUCCAGGGCAAACGGAAUUACAGUUGGACUGUAAAGGAGUUCCUGUCUGUAAAGAAGAGAACAUGAAAUUCUGUUGGCAGAAGCAGCAUUUUGAAGAAAUAAAAGGUUUACUGCAGCUGACCACUCUAAAUGGUUGA
Pipistrellus nathusii (Nathusius's pipistrelle) is the source of this 987-nucleotide messenger RNA. The record is from the annotation of a GenBank genome assembly. NCBI's taxonomy places the organism in Eukaryota, Metazoa, Chordata, Mammalia, Chiroptera, Vespertilionidae.